Molecule: messenger RNA, 3146 nt
Organism: Musca domestica (house fly)
Lineage: Eukaryota; Metazoa; Arthropoda; Insecta; Diptera; Muscidae
Product: serine/threonine-protein kinase pakD-like
Exons: 2
Coding region: 1289-2599 (436 amino acids)
Source: RefSeq, a predicted model, not a curated record
GAUUGACGAUAUUAAUAGCCAAAAUUUAGCUAAAAUUUAGUAAUUAGUGUCACUAUAGAGUAAUUAGGGUCUGAAAUGGGGAUAAUUUAUGUGGAUUUAGUAGCCGGGGGGAAAUGCAGGUGUUCAAUACGCAUGUCAAAGGCAAGGCGUUGUUAUUGUUAUCCCUUUUAUUUGUAUUGAUCGUGUCUGUGGCUUAUUUUCCACGAUGUUUGAUUUGAACGUGAUUUGUUUACGUGGUGUAAAUGGGGAUAAUUUAUGUGGAUUCAGUAGCCGGGGUGAAAUGGGGAUAAUUUAUGCGGAUUUAGUAACCGGGGGCAAAUGCAGAUGUUCAAUACGCAUUUCAAAGGCAAGGCGUUGUUAUUGUUAUCCCUUUUAUUUGUAUUGAUCGUGUCUAUGGCUUAUUGUGCAAAUGGGGGUCAUUUAUGUGGAUUCAGUAGCCGAGGUGAAAUGGGGAUAAUUAAUGUGAAAUGCAGUGUUCAAUGCAUUGCCUAUGACUUAUUUUUCAUGAUGUUUGAUUUGUACGUGAUUUGUUUGCGUGGUUUGUUUAAGCAUAGAAAAUGCAGGUGUGUAAUAUUUUUAGGGGAUGAUUGUGUGUAAUGUUUAAGACGAACUGUAUUAAGAUGAUCUUUUGACCGGGUGAUGCAGGUGGUUAUGUGUGUGUGUGAUGGUGCCUAUGACUUAUUAACCACGGGGGCAUUCUAUUGCAGUUAAUAUCGUGUAGUGAGUUAUUGCACGCAUAUUUUAGGGGAUGUUUGUGUGUGUGUUGUUUGAGACGCACUCAGUGUCGAGAUGACAUUUUUUUAGGAUGGCGCCUAAUUUCUUUACAUUACAAAUGUGUGUUUGAAUUAUGAUUUUUUUUUUUUAUUUGGAAUUUCCUUACUAACAAUUUGUGUAUUAUAUUUGACUUAUGAAUUAAUUAUCAAUAAAUUCGGAAAAAGGUUGACAAUUAUUCUAAAAAUAUUGUUUGAGUGAUAGAAUCUUGAUAUUCGUCAAGUGUAAGAUGAAUUUAUUGGUGACAACCAAGGGUUUCUAUAAUGUAUGCAGGUGUUAGUAUUGAGACAUACUUAAGGCUAAUUUUUUGUUCUAGGGAAUUUUUAAGAUGUUGUGUUUGGGUAAAAUAAUAUUCUUAUAGAAGACAGUCAAAAUUCCCGCGGUGUAAACCAUUGUUGUAUCAGCAUCGAUGUUUUGUGAAAAGUCUGUUUCUCAUAUUCACUUUCUGUUGAGACUUCGACUAUAAAGUAUCAAAAUUUUUUUUUUACGCGUGAAAAAAAAGAAAAACCUUUUUAAAAUGGAAUCCGGAAAAUUUGUAUGCAAACUCUGCUCAAAGAAAUCAGCUAGCCCUUCAGCUUAUAAAAAACAUCUAGAAACGCACAAAAUGUGCAAUAUUUGCAAGAAAUUUUUAUUGCAUUCCGCAGCUCUUAAGCUUCAUUAUGCUGUGGAACAUUCUGAGCAAGGAACGAAACCACAGCAAAAAGAAAGAAAUUUUUGGGAAUAUGAGGAACAACAGAAUCAGUUUCGCAAUGAGAUGAGCAUUUGGGUGCAGCAUCACCUUAAUAAUAAUUCACCAAUGUCGAACGAACAAGACAUUCCACAGGAAUAUAAUAAUCAAGACCACAAUCAGUCAGGAAGAUCGACGCAAAAUCAAAAUAUCAACCAUCACCAACAAAACCAUCAUCAUCAUCAACACCAACAACAUUUCGAGCAUCAACAACAACAACAAUGGAAUCAACAACAACAAUGGAAUCAACAACAACAAUGGAAUCAACCACAGCAACAACAAUGGAAUCAACCACAACAACAACAAUGGAAUCAACCACAACAACAAGAAGAACAACAUUUAGAUAAUCAAAUGCAAAAUGAACCUUGCACAAAAAGAAUAAAAUAUUGCAUUUCAUGCAAUGAUAAUAUUUUAUUAGAAACAUGGAUCAUGCAUUGUAGAUCAGAAUUGCAUAGAAAUAAAAGCGAGAGAAUAAUUAAAGAAAACCUACAAUCAACGAGUUCAGGCUUUGAAAAACGAAUUGAGAAGUUCCAAUAUAAAAUAAGCAAUAAUACUCUCGAUUUCAAUGAAGUAAUUCGCAAUUCUGAAAAAUCGAUUAUCGCACUAAUAGAAGACAAGUUAAGCACACAUUAUUUGAUUAAAUUCAAUCUAAAUGUUGUUGGCGAAUAUUUUAAAGAAUCAGCAGAAAGUGAUGCGUUUAAUACCAUAUUCCACAACACCAAAACCACACAAAUCACAUUUUCUGAUGAUGUAGCGGAAAUUUUAAAACAGCAUUUUGAUGAGUUGAAAAAUAAGCUGUCGGAGUUCCAAGAACGUGACUCUGGAUGGGCUCUAUCCCAAUUUAAAACACUCGAAAUAAGCGUUAACAAAUCUUCUCCACUGAAGGGAUCGCAAUAUAUACCAACACCAGCGACGCUUGCAAAGAAGAAAGCAUGCAUCAAUAUUUCGAAUAAUGAUGUGUAUUGUUUCAAAUGGUGCAUAAUUGCCGCAUUCGGAAAUAGGCUUACGAAUGCUGGUAAAACAUCAUCAUAUAAUAUCAGAAAUAUUGCAGAUCCGAUAAUAAUUGUUGAAGAUGGAUUUAGAUUAAAUUUUAGUGGUUGACAAUUUCCAUUAGAAUUGAGAUCAAUAAAAAUAUUUGAAGAAAAUAAUCCAAAUAUAAGUGUUAACGUUUUUGGGUACGAGGAAAAUGCUGUUGUUGGACCAUAUCGCGUCACUAAUAAAGAGAAGCCUAUACAUAUCAAUUUGCUGUUGUUGGAAAACGAAACCAAUUCGCACUACAUACUAGUUAAGGAUACAUCAAGAUUACUGUCAUCACAACUUUCCUCAGGAGGAAAUCAUCUGAAAAUAUGUAAUACAUGUUUUUAUUACACACCAGAUUUGAGACUUUUUGAGGGACAUAAGGAGAAUUGUAGUGGUGUUAUUACACAUUUCCCCAAAGAUGGUAAGAAUAGAUUAGCAUUUGCAAACUACAAGAAGCAAAUGGAUGUUCCCUUUGUAGUGUACGCUGAUUUUGAGUGUGUUUUAAAAGAUACUGGGGGAGUGAGUAAUACCAUAAAUAAGCAUAUUCCAUGCGCUUUUGGUUUUAAUGUAAAGUGUAGUUUUGAUAGUAGUUUAGAUAAAUAUUAUUCUUAUACCGGUGAAAAUGCCG